UUAUAUUCAUCUGUCGCUCUCCCCACCUCUGAAAUCCGAGGAGUCCUCGUGGCUCUACGCUUAUGAAAACACUGCUACGAGAUGAAUUGUCCGUUGUUCCGUUAAGAUGGCGAAAUAUGUGUAGUUUAUUGAAAUGGAUUGCAGAAAUGUGACAACAGACUUUUUACCAAGUGAUAACAGUUGCAAAGUUGUGUUUUUACUGUGCAAUAACUAGUAUAACGGAGUGUUUUUGUAAGUCUUAAGAAGCUAGAACAAUGCGUGAAUUUAAAGUAGUUGUCCUCGGCUCGGGUGGGGUUGGGAAAAGUGCUUUAACUGUACAGUUCGUAUCCGGAUGUUUUAUGGAAAAAUAUGACCCCACGAUUGAAGAUUUUUAUCGGAAGGAAAUCGAGGUGGACAAUUCGCCUUGUGUUCUCGAGAUUUUGGAUACGGCGGGUACUGAACAGUUUGCAAGUAUGCGGGACCUUUACAUAAAGAAUGGACAAGGGUUUGUUGUUGUAUAUAGUUUGACAAAUCACCAAACCUUCCAGGAUAUCCGUCCUAUGAAGGAACUAAUUACGAGGGUCAAAGGCACUGAAAGAGUUCCUAUCCUUUUAGUUGCUAACAAAGUUGAUCUUGAACAUCAAAGAGAGGUGGACUUUGAAGAAGGAAAAUCCCUGUCCCAAGUGUGGGGCUGUCCAUUUAUUGAAGCCAGUGCAAAGAACAGGACCAAUGUCAAUGAAGUGUUUGCUGAGAUAGUACGAGAAAUGAAUUUCAGUCCAGAGAAAGAGAAGAAAAGUUAUUGCUGUUGUACUGUACUGUAAGGCCUCAUUUUUAAUUUUUGUGGGAACAAAUGCUGAAUGUACACAACUCUCUUAGUGUUACUAGUGCUGACUCAAAUGUGUACUACAGUAAGCCCUGUGGACUGUAUUUUUUCGAUUUGUAUGUAAAUGCUCAUUUUUAGUACUCUAACAUGGCUAAGAUCUGCCUAAUAUAUUUUUAUACAUUGAAUAAACCUGUUAAUUAAAGAAAGUAGGUACACUAUAUUAUGUAUUUACUAGUUUUUUAAAACUGAGUCAUAUCUAUGAUAAAAUAAUGAUAGUGCCUCAAACAAAGAAUCAAUCAAUUUAUUAUCUGACUAGAACUGGUACUGAUUUCGGCCUAAACCCAGAAAUAUGUCAAGAGGCUUUGGUCUCCCUUGGAGACCUUACUUUAAAUUAGUACUCUUAAGCUUCAGACAAUGCCAUGCAAUUAAGACACUCUCCUAAUGAUUCCAAACUAAUACAUGUGAGCUCUUACUGUAUAUAUUAGAACAUUUUAUCCAAGAUCUGUGUUGUAUGUAUUAUACAAUUUUAGAUAAAGACAUUUUCAAUCAAAAUGUGAUGUGUGCUUGAGAAAUGUGUGAUUGGCAACUAAUACAUGGUUUAUUUAGUAAAUUUAAACUGUUGCUGAUAGGAUGUGUGUUCUGAGAGCCAAAAAGAUUUGUGAUAUCAAUGUAUUAAUUAUUAAAACAUAAGUGGA
This is a messenger RNA of Sitophilus oryzae (rice weevil), 1497 nucleotides long. RefSeq names its product ras-related protein Rap-2c (gene Rap2l). Gene Ontology annotation, biological process: Rap protein signal transduction; negative regulation of cell migration. The transcript has a single exon. Gene Ontology annotation, molecular function: GDP binding; GTP binding; GTPase activity. The record is from RefSeq and is a predicted model, not a curated record. Gene Ontology annotation, cellular component: plasma membrane. Bases 255 to 800 code for a protein of 181 amino acids. Lineage: Eukaryota; Metazoa; Arthropoda; Insecta; Coleoptera; Curculionidae.